GUUGAAUAAAGGAACCAAUAAAGUUGGUUGGUUGUUCUCUAUUGUUUUAUCCUAUUUAGAAUGGUCUUUUAGUUGAAACUAUGUACUUAUACGGAGUCAGACGAUUUGUUGGAAAGUGUGGAAACAGUUAUGACAUACGUUUGUGAAAAACCUCGUUACCGGAUUCGCUUAGUAUAUGGCUUGACGAGAAAUGGUGACGGCAGUUUUCAAGUCUCUUCUAAGGAUAACCGAGGAACAAGUGUUCAGGGUGAAAGAAGAUUGGCAAUGGCGGCCCUUCUUAUUCAAACUGCAGCUGCUGAGUUUCUGUAUAGACAAGGGUUAAAAAGGAAAACUUUUAUUUUUGACCAACAACACGUUUCUGCCAUUCCUCCUGUAACAACUUUUCGUUUUUCGUUUACAGAUGAGGAAGCAUUUCGUUUGCAAGAUGGUUCACUGUGGUCUACCAUUCAUGAGCAACUGAAAGGUUUACCUGAUCGAGAGGAUACUAUUGAUUUGGUUGUAAUGUCUUUUACGAGAUACGAUCCCAACGCGAAAGUCGCAAAAGCUCAUACUGCUCUUGGUGGUGAUAGAUUAGCACUUUUUGGUGGUGGUUGUCUUUACAGUUGGCCUGAAACGAUAGAACAAGUCGUUGAACGUUUUCUGGAUGAACGUCCUUGUGACAAGUCCUUAUUUGAUGAUAGUGGAGGACGAGGUAAGAUGUGGUCAAUCACUGCAACCACCAUUGGAGCAUUACUUCAUGAACUCGGACACUGUCUUUCGUUGCCACAUCCUACUGGAAAACUGGGAUGGAAAGGUGGUGGUAUAAUGGCUCGUGGUUUUGACCACUUCAAUCGGCUGUUUGUUGGUUUUGAAGAUGGAAGAGUCAUCACUCAGGCUGACGAACCUUUUUUUGACCGCAGUUCUGCUAUUCGAUUAUUCUAUCAUAAAUAUCUAAAUCCAAUGGGUUACUAUCAUGCAUCACCUACACCUGCAAGUUGGUGGAACCGACUAGUUGACCAAGAUCAAAUAAAGUUAUCUCGGGAUUCGGCAACCCAAGCGGUUAUGAUUACUGCUCCAUUUGGUAUACGCCAUAUUGCAUUUCUGGUAAACGGCGAUCAGGCUGAUCACGAGGAAUAUCAUUUAUCGGAGCCUCCACCGAACAACAGGACGCUUAUGCCGGAUAAACAGUUGAUAGAGCAGCGACUGCAUUUACAAAAUACGCGGACAGAGGUUUCUGUAAGUGUAUGCGAUAGUCAUGGCAAUAUCGUCGUUAAGAGGUUGAAGGAAAUUUGAUGCUGGUCGUGUAACUUGUUCUAUCCAUGUGAAUCACCACCCAUUUGGAAAAUAAAAGGUGAAUAAACCACGAAGAUACGAG
Molecule: messenger RNA, 1354 nt
Organism: Galdieria sulphuraria
Lineage: Eukaryota; Rhodophyta; Bangiophyceae; Galdieriales; Galdieriaceae
Exons: 2
Coding region: 130-1272 (380 amino acids)
Source: RefSeq, a predicted model, not a curated record